AUGGAAAAUUUAAUGAGCUCACCCCGAAUGGAUUAUGAAAAUGUUGAUAUUAAUUUAGAUGAUUAUCAAUUAAUGGUACCUUAUGAAGAAUAUUAUGAUUAUCAAUAUCAAUAUCAACCAAAUUUACCCAAUCAAAAUUUUCAGAACUUACAAAAUUAUCAAAAUGAUGAAAUUGUCCCCAAAUCAAAUAUAAUGUUAACAGAUAAUAUGAAUUUGAUUAGACAUCAACAAAAUUUAUCCAUUAGUUCAAACCAAGAUUUAUCUAAAUUAGUACCAUCAGCUUCAAUUGAUAGUAUACCACAAUUAACAUCAUCAAUUUCUAACCAAUCAAUGGGAUCGUUCAAAAAUCAAAAUCAACCAUUAAAUAAUCAAGUAAAUAAUGGUAUUAAUGGUAUUUCAAUGACACCAAGGAAAACAAGGAAUAAAUCUUUUUCUAUAAGUUCAAUGCAAACUCCUUUAAGACCAUCAACUUCACCAUCCAAAGUUUCAAAAACUCCUUAUAGACAUUCAAGAUCACAAUCAAGAACUAAAUUAAAUCCUUUAAUAACCCCCAAUUCAUUCAUUUCACCAAAAUAUGAUAAUUUAUCAUUUGAUCAUGAAGAUUUCCAAACUCCUUUACAAGGUUCAAUUCAAUCAGCUCCUGGUUCUGUAACUUCAAUGACGGUGUUAUCAACUCCUUUAAAUGGUCCAAAUUCUUCAAAUAUUGAAAAUUAUCAAAGAUCAAAACCCGAAUUUUUAAGAAGUCAGUCAGCUUCUCAAUCAAAUUCUUUACAAUCAAUCGCUAGUAAUUCAAAUUUACCUCAAUUUAAUUUACCUUAUUCACCAAAUUUAAGACGUCAAAAUACUUUAGAUUCAAUUAAAAUUGAAGAUCAAGAUGAUGAUGCUUUGAAUCAAUUAAAAAGAGCUAAAUCUUAUUCUCAUAUGAGAGAUUCUUCAAUCAAUUCUUUGAGUGAAAUUUCAACCAAUUUAAAUGACAAUAACAUCGAACAAAGUUCAAAUAUUCAAUUAAUUCAAUCACAAUUCAAUUUAAAAUCUUAUCCUGCCAGUAUUAAUUUAGCAUCUAUUGCAAAUAAUAAAUUACAAUCAAGUCUAUUACCAGCAAUGACUUCCAAUCAAAUUCAAUUACCUAUAACGUCACCAUCGACUCAACAACAUCAAAAUCAAAACCAAAAUCAAAAUCAAAACCAAAAUCAUAAUCAUCAAAAUCAUCCUCAAGAUCAAAAAUAUCCAAUUUCAUUACCAAAUGAUUAUGGUUAUCCUUAUGAUGAUAAAAAGAAAAAAGAUUUAAGUCCAGCUUUCAUACCUGAUUUACCAAUCAAAAUAAGUGAUAAAGCUUCAGAUAUAACUGAUCCUAAAAAGAAACAUGCAUGUCCUUUAUGUUUUGCAAGAUUUCAAAGACCUGAACAUGUCAAAAGACAUAUGAAAAGUCAUUCAAGUGAAAAACCAUUUGAAUGUGAUCAACCAAAUUGUAAUAAAAGGUUUAAUAGGAAAGAUAAUUUGAAGGCUCAUUUGAAGAAAAUUCAUAAUAAGGUAAAUUAG
Messenger RNA from Yamadazyma jaroonii, 1539 nucleotides. The record is from the annotation of a GenBank genome assembly. Lineage: Eukaryota; Fungi; Ascomycota; Pichiomycetes; Serinales; Debaryomycetaceae.